This is a messenger RNA of Oryzias melastigma (Indian medaka), 1149 nucleotides long. RefSeq names its product perilipin-2. Gene Ontology annotation, cellular component: lipid droplet; cytosol. The coding region runs from base 162 to 1076 and encodes 304 amino acids. Gene Ontology annotation, biological process: positive regulation of triglyceride storage; lipid storage. Lineage: Eukaryota; Metazoa; Chordata; Actinopteri; Beloniformes; Adrianichthyidae. The transcript has 6 exons. The record is from RefSeq and is a predicted model, not a curated record.
UGAUCAGCUGCUUCAUCCGGGUAUUUGGGCGGAGCCUCACCUGUGAGGAGGCUUGUUUGCCCCGCGCCUUGGUGGUUUCUUUGCGAGUCUUUUCCCGGGCAGGUUAAGACAAAACUUUAGGUUGCAAGACUUUUAAUUUUUUUUCUACAGAGUGCCGCAAAAUGCCCUCAAAUAACAAUCAGGAUGCAGUGAGCGCAGCUGCCAGGAUGGCCAAGCUGCCCGCGGUUCGCUCCGCCUGCGCAGCUCUGUCCAUUCUGUACAAGGACGCGAAGGGCAGCAGUCCCGGCCUGAGGGUCCUGUGUGAGGCGCUGGAGAGCCGGGUGGGCGCGUUGAGCACCGCAGCCUGCAGCCGAGCCGCCCCUCUCAUGGUUAAACUGGAGCCCCAGAUUUCCAUUGCAAAUGAUGUUGCAUGUAGAAGUCUGGAUUGGCUUGAAGCAUCUUUCCCAGUCAUUCAGUCUCCCACUGACCAGGUCGUCGCCUCAGCCAAAACCAAGAUGCAUGAGAUCCGGGGAAAGGUCGGUAUCGCUGCCUCGGGAACAGUAGAGUGUCUACAACACACUGUCUCCUGGAUUGUGACCAGGAUGCUCCCAGCUGACGGAGCGACCCAGUCUGUGACAGAACGGGCGCUCUCUCUGGCUAAUGCGGGCCUGGACUUGUCAGAGAGUCUGCUGGACCAGGUGUUGCCUCCAACUGAAGAGGAGAAAGAAGAAAAAGCACACUUGGUGGAGGGGUUUGAAGGCGAGAGUCGCAGGGAAAGAUCCCGGAUCGUUUCCCUCACAGUCAAACUGUAUAGGAGGACGUACCAUGUUGCCAUCUGUACGGUUCAGUCUUUUCAGGAUCUGCAGACCAGCUGGAACCUUCAAGCACUGCCUGAAUAUGUGCAGCACCUGGCUGUCAGUGCAUUCUUCUUCAUCACACAGAUGUACAAUUUAGGUAAUCUGUCCCCUCAGCGGAAGCAGUUUCAACGCCGAGGUCAAACUAUGGUUCUGUCCAAACCCUACAAGAGUACCUGCUGCAAGACCACGCCUGCUCUCCGGCUGAGACCUGCCCGGACCACGCUGCACAAUGGCUACUGAGAAAAUAACGUUUGUGUGGGCUGUUGACUACUUGCUCAUAAAAGAAAAUUUGCCAAUAAAGGAUUCAGAUUUA